Messenger RNA from Branchiostoma belcheri (Belcher's lancelet), 5432 nucleotides. Its product is annotated as nuclear pore complex protein Nup155-like. The record is from RefSeq and is a predicted model, not a curated record. The coding region runs from base 188 to 4378 and encodes 1396 amino acids. Lineage: Eukaryota; Metazoa; Chordata; Leptocardii; Amphioxiformes; Branchiostomatidae. Gene Ontology annotation, biological process: protein localization to nuclear inner membrane; transcription-dependent tethering of RNA polymerase II gene DNA at nuclear periphery; RNA export from nucleus. Gene Ontology annotation, cellular component: nuclear pore inner ring; nuclear pore. Gene Ontology annotation, molecular function: structural constituent of nuclear pore. The transcript has 34 exons.
AAAUUUGCGUGCUGACCUGCGCAGAAGUGCUGACGUAACACAUGGCGGGCAAAAUGGCUGCUUCCAGUUAGAGAAAAAUUUCAAAAUUUCAGUUUUCAGAGUUUAUACUACGUUUCCUUGAGGAGUUGACAUUUACUGUGACGUUUGAGUGAUCUUCUAAACUACGUGGCUCAUUUGGAAGGCAGACAUGGCAUCCCUUGGACUGGGUGGAGCAGGGGCGUCGGCACAAGAAGCCCUGGAGGCUGCUGGGAAACAGAUUGACAGGAACAUCGUAUCUGACAGGCAGUACGGGGAUCUGUCAGACCUGCUCAGGGUCUCCUCACAUGGAUCUCCCAGUAUGAGUGGAGUGAGUGAGCUGGACUACCCUGCCCUGUCCACCCUCCACCCUGCCCUGGCUAACCUGCCUCUCCUCAGUCCUGUCAGGAGGGUUCCCCUCCCUCCUGAGCUGGUUGAACAGUUCAGCCGUAUGCAGUGCAAUUGCAUGAUGGGAGUGUUCCCAGAGAUCAGUAGGGCGUGGCUGACCAUCGACAGUGACAUCUUCGUGUGGAACUAUGAGGAUGGGAGUGACCUGGCAUAUUUUGAUGGGCUAAAUGAAACCAUUCUCAGUGCAGGUCUGGUGAAACCAAAGCCAGGUAUAUUCCAGCCCCAUAUCAAGUUCCUCCUGUGCCUGACCACUCCAGUGGACAUAGUUCUCUUAGGAGUCAGCUUUGCCAAUUCUCCUGAAGGUGCAGCACCUGGAAGUCAGUAUGCAGAGAUGCACCUGUUGCCAGAUCCCCUGUUCUCCAUCCCGUCUGACAACACCUACAUCCUGAGUGUGGUGGGAACAGACAAGGGACGCAUCUUCCUGGCAGGGAAGGAUGGGUGCCUGUAUGAAGUAGUAUACCAGGCAGAGGAGGGCUGGUUCAGUCGUCGCUGUAAGAAGUUGAACCACUCCAUGAGUUCUCUCUCCUUCCUGGUGCCGUCUUUCCUCACUUUCUCCUUCUCAGAGGAAGACCCCAUAGUGCAGAUAGAAGUAGACAACAGCCGGCAUGUCCUCUACACACGGACAGAGAAGGGCACUCUGGAGGUGUUUGACCUUGGUGCUGAUGGGACCGCCAUGGGGCGUGUCUCCUGGAUGAACCAGUCCACUAUUGUACAGUAUGCAGCAAGGAUCGCCAGCACCAUUGACAGGUCCAACUUCAAGUCCAUCGUACACAUCUCUGCUGUUCCUAAUACAGACUCCACCAACAUACACCUGGUAGCAGUCACCCAAACAGGAGUGAGGCUGUAUUUUACGACCAGCUACUUUAACCAGCCCCAGGCACGCCCCAGUCUCCUGGCCCUGGUGCAUGUCCGUCUACCCCCUGGUUUUACUGCCACUGCUGCACCCCAGAGACCAACCAACAUCCACUCAGCCUUCUAUGGGAAAGGUUCCACAUUGCUGGCCUCCUCUCAGGCAGAAGACUCUGACAUGUUGUGGUGCCUCAGUACAGACACUUUCCCCUUCCAGAUCCCUCUCAUGGAGACUCAGAUAACACUUGGCAUUGACGGGAGGACUUGGGUCCUAACGGAGGUGUCAGAUGGCGAAGACUUUGGCAUCUUCGGGCCCAAAAAUGGAGCUGCUCCCCCCAAGUCCCUGCCCCCAGUGGUGGUGAACCAACACUGGCUACCUCCUAAGAGAUACGUGGUGCUCAGUGCACAGGGAAGCUACUUACUGAACCAGCUGCGACCGGUUGACCAGCUGAGGCAGUUGUUGCUAAGUAACGGAGGACCAGACUGUGAGGAGGUGGAGGCCUUCUUCAAACUGCUGAGGGAUGAGCAGGCCUGCGCCACCUGUCUCAUCCUAGCCUGCUCCAAAGCUGCUAGUGACCAGGAGGUUUCAGAAUGGGCGACUCGCGCGUUCUUCAGGUUUGGUGGUGAGGCCCAGUUUGCCUUCCCUGUGGCUCCAGACAUCACUAACAUGGGGCAGGCUCCAGACAUAGGAAUGUCUCCGAGCCCCAUGCCAGGUGCACCCAGCCCUGUGCCAGGUCUGCAGACACCUGCGGCUUCCUCAGCAUUGUUCCAGAGCACACCCUCUGCAUUUGUGACAUCCACACCGGCCAAUCAGCAGCUCCCCUUCAGGUCACCUGACCCCAGCAGCGCAGCCAUUGGUCCAGAGGUGAAGUUCUCUGGGAAGCACAAUGGCAUCUGUCUGUACAUGGCCAGGAUUCUGGGGCCACUGUGGGAGAGCCAAGUGGUAUUUGAGACCAAGCAGCAAGGCCAUCAAAUGUUGUGCAGUACAGUAACAGGAGAGGGACUAGGUUGGGUCCUGGAUGAGCUGCGAGGUCUGAGAGACUUCCUGGAGAAAAACGCGCUCUCCACCGGCCCGGCCGCCGCCAACGGGUUCGGGUCACCACGCAACAUCCACCAGAGGAUGCUGGGAUUCCUGCGGCCGGACGCGGGUGUGUCAGGUGCAGGCCAGGUGCAGCAGCAGCUGCAGAGGAAAUACCAGACUGAAGCCCAGGCUGCUGAGAAGGCCUCCCUGGUGCAGAUACAGCAGCUGGUACAUCGGACAUGUGAGGUACUGGGACUGUGGAGGGCUCUGUGUGAACACCCCUUCCAGGUCGUGGCUGCAGGACUACCUAAGGAGAUGCAAAGCCAGCUCCGUGGUCUGAGGUUCAGGGAUGUGAUUGUGAAUGGAAAGGAGAUCCUGAGUGCUCUCAUCACGUGUCUGAUCAACCGUUACCUUGGUGAUGACGCAACAACAGAUGCCAUCAGCUCUCGUCUACGGGAGGUCUGCCCCUCGCUGUACAGCACUGAGGACGCAGUCUGCUCCAAGGCGAAUGAGCUGCUGCAAUCUGCUGGUAAAAUCCAGUCCAGUGUGGAGAGGAUGAAGAUGCUGCAGGAAUCUCUGCAGCUGUACAGGCAAAUCAGCAGCCAGAUCAACCUGCCCAUGGUCUGUGGGCAGUUCCAGCAGGUCCACUUCUAUGACGGUGUGGUUGAGUUGAGCCUGAACUCUGCCCAGAGGAGAGAUCCCCAGGGCCUGGCCCUGCACCACUACAGGAGUGGGGAACCUCCAGAGGACACACAGGGCAGCAUGGCUUUCACUGCAAGGUUGGAGUGUUACAAGUGUGUGACUGAUGCCCUGGGCCAGCUGGUGACUAUCUCCCAGGAACACCCCGGCUCCCCCAGUGUACCCAACAGACCUGGCCCCCCUCCCGACACCAGGGGCAGGCUCAGCGCUGUGGAGGCUCAGCAGUAUGUUGACCAGAUGAUGCGGCUGGCGCUGAAAUCGGAGGAUGAGCUGUUCCAUGUGGCGCUGUACGACUGGCUGGUCAGCACAGGCCUGCAGGACAAACUACUCGAGAUCUCGUCUCCGUAUAUUGAGCCAUACCUGACACGAGCGGCCCAGUACCAAGGUGACAACAUUGCGACCUAUGACCUCCUGUGGAAGUAUCACGAGAAGAGCAGAAACUAUUCAGCAGCUGCACAGAUCCUGUCCAAACUGGCUGAACGACACAGCACUGAUGUAGACCUGAAGCAGAGGAUUGAGUACCUCUCCCGCGCCGCCAUGUGCGCUAAGAGCAGUACGCAGGCCGGUGGCGCGGCUGACGGGGAGUUCCUGCACGAGCUGGAGGAGAAGCUGGAGGUGGCGCGGCUACAGGUGCAGGUCUGCGAGGCUCUGGCACGCAGCGGCACCAGGCUACCCCGGGCACAAGAGGCACUGGGGCAGCUCAACGCUGAACUGGUGGACAUAACAAGGCUGUAUGGUGACUUUGCCGACCCAUUCAGACUGUCCGAGUGUAAGCUGGCCAUCAUCCACUGUGCAGGCCACCAUGACCCAACACUGGUGGAGAGUCUAUGGCUGGAGAUUGUACAGAAAGAGCUGUCAGACUCUGCAGGAAGUCCUGCCGACACGCGGAUGACCAUGUUGGGGAACAAACUGGUGAAGCUGGGCAGAACCUACGCCUCUUCAGACAGGUUCUUCCCUCUGGCGUUUUUAGUGAAACUGUUGGAGAAGAAGGUUCUAGAGUUGGAGUUUGAUCAGGACUGGGCGUUCUCCACCCUGCUGUCUGUCCCUGUACCUGUCUCCAAACUCCUCACUAUCUACGACAGGCUCUUCAAGGCAAAGGACCCAUGUUGGCAGGCAGCGAGGCGACCGCUCCAUGUACUGGAGGCCAUCUUCUUACUACUGACCAAAUAUGCCACAGAGCCAUCACUCGUACCAGCUUAUGAAAGAAAACCUGUGUUGGGUGGGAGUUAUGUCAAGAACCAGAGACGACAGUUCACCAUGUUCUGCCUGGACUGUAUAGCCAGCUACCUGGUGGAGGUGGAGGCCAUGAGUAGUACAGAGGCAGGGGUACAGGAACUGGUGCGCAACUUCAGGGGGCUACAGGCCAGGCUGGAGAGGCUGUUGUGACCUUGACACAAGGUCAAAUCUAUCGUUAGGAUUUACUAGUAGCAGCACGUUGGUAGAACAUACUGCACCUUCGCAAAACCCGUAAUGUAUUGUGCAUAGCACCUUGGCAGAAUCAUAUUCAUGUAUAAAGUUAACAUCCCGUCUGUAGUUUCCAAAGGUUAUGUCGGAAAACAUAUCGUCUGCAACAGGCAAAAAUUCUGAUGCAAUGGUGACCAAACAUCCAACGAAAACCGUGAAAAAUCAGAGUUUCGCACAGGCGCAGUACGUUCUGCCAACGUGCUGGAUUUAGCAAAGAACCCGGUGUCAUUUGGAUGUAUUUUUGAGAGAAAACAAAAGAACACUGAGAAUGCCAAUACUGUUAUGACUUAGGGAAAAGGUUACUUGACACAUGUUAGGACUACCAUAAAUCCAACAUUGCUGAAAAGCUAGGAGAAUGCUAGUUAGAUAAAUUGCUUAUUUUGGAACUUUUUCAAUGAUAUUUAGACAAGGUUCAGUAAACAGCAAAGCAUAGGUUUGAAAUUUGCUGGUCUUUCUAAAGUAUUCAGGGAUCUUUUAUACCUACACCAUUUUUCUUCUAGGUAAUAACUGAUGACAUAGUGCCAUGAAUAUGAAACAUUUAUAAUACCCUAAACAUCAUGUAAAAGCACCAAAGGAAAAAGAACAGUCAAAUUAUUAUGGAGCUAAAUUAUGAUUCUCGUUUCCUCAUGGAAAUGAGGAUUUGGGGAUUCCUGAUUAGCUUUAUAUCAUGGUUGAUAAUAAAUGUCAUUAAAACAGUCGUGCUUCAUUUCAUAUGAGGAAUGAGACGAAAGAAGUUAACUUUUCUGUCAUUUGCUUACUACAUAUCACUCUAGAGCAGUGUUGUUCCUUUUAAAGGCAUCCAAUGCGAUUUCAGGGCAGCAAAACUGGAAAUAUUCUGAAUAAGGCAAUCUUUGUGAUAUUGACACAUACUGCUUCACACUAGCAUAUUUGAAUAAGCAUUUCAUACUGCGGGCAUUUAAAACUGCAGAAACAAGCUCCAAGACUAGUACUUCAUUUUCUGGGUGGUACCCUAAAA